UAAACCAGCUGUGGCUGAGGGCGGGAAAUAGUUGAAGUGUGAAAGCCGGGUUGUGUGGAUUUAUAUCAGGAUUUAUAUCAGGAUUUAACUUGUAUUAAUGAAUUUUAUAAAUCUGUAAAGCGCCGCUAUGAACAGGUACGUGCUGGCUGUGCUGGUGAACCUGGAGCCGGAUAAACUUGGCGCCUGUGGCGGGUUUGAGACAUCCAGAAGGAUUUAUGACAAGCUUGUGGAGAUUUCCAGCUCUAGCUCUUCAUCAGAGCUCCCUCCUUUCCCAGCCUGCUCUCUCAGUGGAAGUCCAGGCCUGCAGAAAUGCUACUUCGCCGUCCAGAUGACUUACGGAUUAGCUCAGUUCUGCAGUGCUGAGUGGGAGGAGGUGUGUGUGGAGCGCAGUGACAGUGAGGAGACGGCGCCCUCUGCAGUGGACAGCUGUAUCAGCGCUGUACAGGACCAGGAGGAGUCUGAGAGCACAACCCUCACAGAACUAUUUGAGGAAGCAGCUGAAGCUCUUCAUCAGCUGGCGGAUAAACUCCCGCCCCCAGGGCACUUUCUGCUGGAUGUGCUGAUGUUGUGUGAGGAUAAGGAGGGGUUGAAGGAGUUCUUGCCUGUGAUUGGAGCUCUGAAGCACAUGCAGGCCUGGCACUCCGCCCUCGUGAACAUCGUGACUGAGCACAGCACUGGAUGGCGUACUGCUGCCUCGUAUCUGUCUGCUCGAGUGCGCUCUCCUGCUAAGGCUCUGGACUGUAUAGAUGAGCGUGAGCUUUGGAGAGGAGGACUGUGGCUGAGGGAGAGGAAGUUUGUGUCUGAGCUGGUGUUUGAGGGCUUCAGUCUGAAGGUGCAAAGCAGGUCCAGCUGGAGCAGAGUGCUUAAUCCAGAACGCCUCGCUGAACGCAAGCUUCACUCUGAGGUGUUCCACUACUACCAGCCAGUGAUGGAGCUGAUUCAGCUGGUGAAUGUAGCAGAUUUCCCAAUGCUCCUGCAGUCCAGCACUGAGUUUGAGCUCACAAUGUCCAGCAGAUCUGCCAGAGCCAGACUGUUCUAUGACCAGCUACGGACUCUACGUGGAGGGAUGGGGGCGCUGUUUGCUCUGUCGUGUGUAAUCAGCACUGAAGCAUUUCCUCCAGCCUCUCAGCUCAGCGCCAGCAGAUGGAGAGACUUCAUGUCCAAGCGUCCCAAAGUCUUAUCCGUUCCAGAGGUCGAGCUGAAGGGAGAGAAAGGCCACUACCUCCUCUUGGUCCAGGGGGUGGAGUCUGGGGGCUGCAAAGCACGACUGAUGCACUCGGCCAAUCAGAUUAAUGGAACUGUUGCUCUGGGAACGAUCAACGGCCUCAUCCGGGAAACGCUUCUGUCCUCUUCAGGCACCUCUCUCACCAGCGCCUGGCUGCAGUCUCUACCCCGUCUUCAUGGAGAGCAGCUCCUGCACAGGGAGAAGGGUGUAGACCGGGUUCAGAUGCGGGUUCUUCAGGAAUGGCUCCGCAGGAGAGAGGAGGUCCAGAAACCUGCAGCGCUGCCCCUGAAUGAGCUGAAGGUCCUGUUGAAUCUGGCCAGAGAACAGUACCUGAACACCCAGAACACCACCCUGCCCAGAGUGUCUGACAGCGAGCCUGCAGAGCCCAAACACACUCGUCUCACUCAGACUAUGAAGAACACCUCCAGUUCAGACUGGCCUGAGAGGAGUGUCCUGAGGAACUAUGAGAACAUGCAGAAGAUCCGGCACAGGUCCAGGUCCAGCCUGUUCAGUGGCGGAUCUUCGGACAGUCUGAUGGGUCCUAAAGAUGGUCCGAAGAGCGGUUCUGCUCAGCUGGACGCGAGAGAACUGCUCAGACACUUCACUCCUGAUGGGCUUCCAGCAGGAGAGCUGCAGCCUCUGCCGGUCCUUAGAGGGGAGAAUGCUUUCCAGAUGUCCUCUGAUAUCACUCCCCGAAAAGUCACCAAACUGCCGUUCACUCAGGCGUCCAGCAGCCACUACCACGGCCUGGAGUACUGUCUGGACGAGAGGCGGGCUCUAGAGAGGGAUCGGGGGUUUGUUAGGCUGCAGUCUCGGCUGAUCCGGUUCGAGACUCAGACGACAUGCUGCAGAGAGCCCUGCCCCCUGCCCCUGGCACUAAGCCCCGCCCCCACACCCUCACCGGCCCCGCCCUCUGAGACUGACGCAGAGAGCCUGCAGAGUGACCCGCCCCAACACAAGCGGCGUUCACGAGAACCAGACGUUAACUCUCACCAUCACAAGAGGUCAGACAGGUUGUGUAAGUCUGAGAGUAGUGAGUCAGUGUGUUCUCAGGGCAGUGUGAGCAGUGUUACGCACCCCACAGUGCGAGCUCUGAGGCAGCAGGCUGGACGCUCACUCUCCACCUCCAGCACAGCGGACACACACACACCUGGACACACACACGCUGACCCCAAACCCACCUGCAGCCAGCCUGAGUCCCGCUCACAGAAACACAACCGGAUGCUGAAGGAGGUGGUCCUAAAGACGCUGAAGCAUCAUGGGAUCUCCAGUGAUCACAAGUGUUUUCAGACCUGCAGUCGGAGACUUUUUGACGUCUCUAAGCUUUAUCUAAAGGAUCUGAAAACCUCACGGGGUCUGCAUGAGGAAAUGAAAAAAGCAGCUGGUAGAAAUGCCAAACAGGUGAUCGACUGGGUAAUGGAGAAGGACGGCCUGUGAGUGAUGUAAACCUCUGCAGUGUAAACACACCUGAUCAGAACCUGAUCACUUUUUGAUGUUUGCAGAUGUUUCUUGUCUUGUUUUAUGUUCUGUUAAUAUUAGUGUUUUAUUCUAUUUUAUUAUGUUUGUGUUUUAUAUAAAAAAGCUAAAUUCACUUCUUGAAUAUUUAUUAAAGCUUCAGUAAAAAACAGAAG
Molecule: messenger RNA, 2856 nt
Organism: Astyanax mexicanus (Mexican tetra)
Lineage: Eukaryota; Metazoa; Chordata; Actinopteri; Characiformes; Acestrorhamphidae
Product: MDM2 binding protein
Exons: 22
Coding region: 128-2662 (844 amino acids)
Biological process (GO): traversing start control point of mitotic cell cycle; regulation of protein ubiquitination; protein localization to kinetochore
Cellular component (GO): kinetochore
Source: RefSeq, a predicted model, not a curated record